This is a messenger RNA of Rotaria sp. Silwood2, 411 nucleotides long. The record is from the annotation of a GenBank genome assembly. Lineage: Eukaryota; Metazoa; Rotifera; Eurotatoria; Philodinida; Philodinidae.
AUGACUAAAAUGAAGCACGAAUUAGCAGAUUUAAGAAAUCAAAGUAUUAUAUUUAAUCGAUCAUCUUUUGUUGAUCCAUCAAAUAAAAUAUUAUUAACAAGAAAAAAUAUUUCUGGAAAAUUAUGCUUAUCAUAUGAUGAACAAUGUCAAAUACUUGAAUAUAUUAAUUUUAUAUCUAAUAUGACAAUACUUCUAUUUGGAAGUUAUUCAAUAUACGUUUAUGGCAUCGGAACACAUCAUGGUCUUGCGUAUCGGUUAUUUUUUUUCAUAUGUAAAUUAUUUACUAUAAUUGCAUCGAUAUGGUUAAAUCUUCAUUUUAAAAAAGGCUUACCAAGCGAUAUAUUUUUAUACAUAUGGAUUGAUAUUACUUGUGUUGUAUCAAUAUAUCGUAGUUUACGUCAAAUAAUCUGA